Phymastichus coffea is the source of this 1712-nucleotide messenger RNA. It is a transcript of the gene ebi, whose product is annotated as F-box-like/WD repeat-containing protein TBL1XR1. The record is from RefSeq and is a predicted model, not a curated record. NCBI's taxonomy places the organism in Eukaryota, Metazoa, Arthropoda, Insecta, Hymenoptera, Eulophidae. The transcript is spliced from 6 exons. The coding region runs from base 151 to 1698 and encodes 515 amino acids. Gene Ontology annotation, biological process: regulation of transcription by RNA polymerase II. Gene Ontology annotation, molecular function: transcription corepressor activity; protein binding. Gene Ontology annotation, cellular component: histone deacetylase complex.
GGGCGUUUUGUUAGCCAAUUGAGUCAACGUAUAACUUCUCGAAUUUGUACGCCUAUAGCUGUAUUUUUUGUAUCUGAGUCAGUCUUAUAAUUUGGAAUUUGGAAGAAAUUAUGUUUUAUUUCUGAAAGGACAAGUUGAGUGAAUAGAAAAAUGAGUUUUUCCAGUGACGAAGUCAACUUUCUCGUUUAUAGAUACCUUCAAGAGUCGGGAUUCCAACACUCCGCAUACACAUUUGGUAUAGAGUCACAUAUAUCCCAAAGUAACAUUAAUGGUGCCUUAGUGCCUCCUGCAGCACUUUUAUGUGUACUCCAAAAAGGAUUGUUAUAUACAGAAGCUGAAAUAUCAAUUGGAGAGGAUGGUACUGAACAGCGUAUAGUGGAAUCAUUAUCGCUAAUUGAUGCUGUUAUGCCUGAUAUUGUUGCAUCUCGACAAAAUCAGCAAAAUCAACAAAACCAACAAAAACAACAACUCAAAACUGAAAUCCAAGAUACAAAUGGAGAAGAAGCUGUACCCCUUAAUGAUGGAGUUGGCAAUAAUGAAAAAGGGACUGAUAGAACAGAAAUGGAAGUUGAUGAUCAACAGCAAGGCCAAGGCACUGGACCCAAUGCCAAUUCUGUCAAGAUUCCAGCUAACAAAGCUACCAAACUCUGUGGACACGAGUCAGAAGUAUUUAUUUGCGCUUGGAAUCCCACCACAGACCUAUUGGCUUCUGGUUCUGGUGAUAGCACAGCUCGAAUAUGGGAUAUGUCUGACAAUUCUCAGUCCCCCAAUCAACUAGUUCUAAGACAUUGUAUACAGAGAGGUGGCACUGAAGUCCCUAGUAAUAAGGAUGUUACCUCUUUGGAUUGGAAUUGUGAUGGCACUCUCUUAGCCACUGGUAGUUAUGAUGGAUAUGCUCGUAUCUGGACAACUGAUGGUAGAUUAGCAUCGACAUUAGGCCAGCACAAAGGUCCUAUUUUCGCAUUGAAAUGGAACAAGAAAGGCAAUUACAUUCUCAGUGCCGGAGUUGACAAAACUACAAUUAUUUGGGAUGCUGCAAGUGGUCAAUGUACUCAACAAUUCAGUUUUCAUUCAGCACCUGCCCUAGAUGUCGACUGGCAAACAAAUACGUCUUUCGCUAGCUGCUCGACUGAUCAAUGUAUUCAUGUUUGUAAACUUCAUGUCGAUAGACCAAUUAAGAGCUUUUAUGGACAUACGAAUGAAGUAAACGCUAUUAAGUGGGAUCCUCAAGGUAACCUGUUAGCCAGUUGUUCGGAUGAUAUGACGCUAAAAAUCUGGUCGAUGAAACAAGAUGCGUGUCUACACGAUCUGCAGGCGCACAGUAAAGAAAUUUAUACGAUUAAAUGGUCACCUACUGGACCUGGCACACAAAACCCGAACAUGAACUUAACCCUAGUUAGUGCAUCAUUCGAUUCGACAGUGAGGCUUUGGGACAUCGAUCGCGGUACUUGCAUUUAUACUUUAACAAAACAUACCGAGCCAGUAUAUAGCGUAGCAUUUAGUCCUGAUGGCAAAUUCUUGGCUAGUGGCAGUUUCGAUAAAUACGUUCACAUAUGGUCUACACAGAAUGGUCAACUAGUGCAUAGCUACAAAGGAACAGGAGGAAUUUUCGAGGUGUGCUGGAACAGUAGGGGAGAUAAAGUUGGAGCUUCAGCUUCUGAUGGCAGUGUAUUUGUCCUCGAUCUUCGUAAACUAUGAUUAACGUCAAAAAA